AUAAGUAUAUUUCUAGAUAACAUUGUUCACACAAAUCAGUGCGAUGUUUGCUGACAAUCAAAAUGGCUGAUUUUAAGUUAUUUUUAGUAAUUGUUUCGUGUUCUUUGUUUUAUUUUGUGGGAAGUAAUGAUGUGUUGUGUGAACCUGGAUUUUGUAGGACAUACCGCUUCGAGGAAGGCUGCGCAGAGCCUGCGAUACACUGCAACGUGAACAACGCGACGCACAGGGGAUUGAGGAUGCGUUCGCCAACCAUAUGCAACUGCUGUGACUACUGCCUCGUUUUCUAUGGGGAAGGUGAGCACUGCUCAACGGGCGGUCCCGGCAUGGGCACCACGAUAGGAAGAUGUGGAGACGGUCUCACUUGCACUGCUGAUGAAGACUCGUGGACCACUUGCACUAGAAUGAAGUCAGAAUGCCAUACCGCGCAAGAUACCUACGAUGAUCGGGAGGAAAAAGGUCUGAUAGGCUCCCUGGAGCAGAGGCCGCACUGCGAUGGAAGAGGGAUGUUCGCUCCUUACGAGUGCAUACCUGCACACACAUGUUUCUGCCAAUCUGAAGAAGGAAACCGUAUAUUUGGUGAAGUGCUGAACUUAGGAGCUAUCACGACUCGGAAUUUGGAAUGCGGUUGUUCCCGUUUCCACGAGCGUCUAAAACAGCGGAUAUCGCCAGGAGUGCCGACCCCAGUGGUUGGGCCCCGAUGCACAUCUGAUGGGAACUUCUUCCCGAUCCAGUGCAUCGGCAGGACUUGCUACUGUGUCAAUAAACAGACUGGUGUCAUUGUAGAUGUCAGCGAGAGUAUUGAUCUUGAUACUCAUCCGAUUUCCGAGUUGCCUUGCUACGACAGAGAAACGGACUUAUUCCCGCAAUACUCAGAAGGCGAGCCUCCGUACAACUUCACGACUCCUUGCUUGGAAGACAUGCAGGAGAAGAUAGCUCUAAUCCUCAAGAGUGAAGAGGAAGGGUACAAUGUGGACUAUCACAAUACCUUCCCUGAGUGCUUGCCUGAUGGGACCUUUACUAGAAUUGCUAUGACUAGGACUGGGUCAAAAAUCUGUAUCGACGAGCGUGGUCACCAAAUUGACGACUAUGAAGCAUUGCCCACAUCAAGCGAUUUCGACACUAUGAAUUGCAAUUGUGCUCAAACAGCGAACAUAAUGAGGGCGUCGCCAGAAAGGCCAGUUUGUUGCAAGAACGGUAACUUCAGGAGGAUACAAUGUCGCCGAGGUAUGUGCCGCUGUGUGGAUGAAUAUGGAAGACAAACUGCUCAAGAACAAGCUGAUGUCACGAAGUUGGAGUGCUACACAGAUGACUGGAGAACUUGCUAGGAUAUUUUCAUAUGUAUUGUAAAAUAAUUAUGUGUAUAAUGUUAUAAAAGCAAUAAACCUUUUUACAUUUUA
Helicoverpa zea (corn earworm) is the source of this 1397-nucleotide messenger RNA. RefSeq lists its product as uncharacterized. The coding region runs from base 63 to 1325 and encodes 420 amino acids. Gene Ontology annotation, biological process: cell-matrix adhesion. NCBI's taxonomy places the organism in Eukaryota, Metazoa, Arthropoda, Insecta, Lepidoptera, Noctuidae. The transcript is spliced from 9 exons. Gene Ontology annotation, cellular component: basement membrane. The record is from RefSeq and is a predicted model, not a curated record.